AGAAAACACUUUCAAAAGAGGGAGAAAGAAACCAAGUCAUUCGUGGCUUCCUUCAUGCGCCUCGCAGCAUACCCUGUCAGUAACCGCGGCAGGGUUUGACGUUCUGGACUUCCCACCGAUAUGACGGACCAAAGAAGUGGCCGAAUCAGCGCUUAUUUCAGUGCUUCGAAGCCCAUUCUCUCUCGAAAAAGACCUUCGGAUUCUUGUCCCCUUCAAUGUCACCGAAUAAAAAAUGCUGGUGAUGUUGGUUUCGAUUCUGUUGCGAAGAGAGUUCCCCUUGCGGAGGUACCGCUGAACAUGUUCAAUGCGGCUGUGAAUUACCAUGGUCCAUCGUCUGAGUCAAAUAACGGCAGCUUCAAUGCAAGGAGUGUGUCUGUUUCUGCACUUGGUUCCGCGAAUGAGAAUCUGUGUCAAUCUUUGUUUGAAACUCCAAGGAGAGAACCUGAAGGCUCUAAACCCAAAGAGCUGGAUUAUUUUGCCGCGAGUGGCCUUCUUGAUGACGACUUUGAUGACUCUAUUUUGGAGCAGAUUGACAUUUUGGUCGAGCAGAAAUCUGCAGAGAAAGCAGCAGAGCAGCAGUUAGAUCGUAUAUGUGACGAGAAAGUUUUGAACCAAAGCAAUAUUGCUGGUGAGGUUAGUCUGAGUUCAGGAUGCAUUACUGUUUCCGUGGGGUUAGGAAAUGGUCACCUGCUUAACUCUGGUGUUGAUCUACAUACCAAACAAGAGGAAGUGGAUACAAGCUUGCAAGGUUUACUAAAUAGCAACAGCAGCAUGCCUGAGGAAUAUUUGAAAUACUUGCAGUCCCUAAAUGACAGGCAAAGAGAAGCAGCUUGCACUGAUAUUUCAACCCCUUUAAUGAUUGUAGCUGGUCCAGGAAGUGGAAAGACAUCCACAAUGGUAGGGCGUGUAUUGAUGCUGCUCAAUGAGGGCAUUAGUCCAUCAAACAUUCUGGCCAUGACAUUCACAACAGCAGCUGCUUCUGAAAUGAGAGAACGUAUAGGAGCUAUAGCUGGGAAGACAACGGCUAAAGAACUUACUAUCAGUACUUUUCAUUCAUUUUCCUUGCAACUUUGUCGUUCACAUGGAGAAAAGUUGGGUCGUACAUCUGAAUUCUAUAUUUAUGGACAGGGCCAGCAGCGAAAUGCAAUUAUUGAGGCCAUCAGAUUGUUAGAAAAUGAAAAGAGUAGAAAUAAAGAUGGUGCAUUAUUAAUGGGUGAUUUAUCCAAUAGUGUAAAGAAUCCUAAACAGUUCAAGGAUAAGGCAAAGAAAUGGCAAAAGUUUGUGGCUCAGGCCAAAGCUUCGGGAAGAACUUCUGCAGAAUAUCGUGCAAUGGGCAAUGAAAUUGGAGCAGAAAUUCUUGAGAAUUACAACAACAUAUUACAAUCUUGUAAUGCUCUGGAUUAUCAUGACUUGAUCAGCUGUUCUGUGAUGCUACUCAGUGAUUUUCCUGAAGUUUUGAAAGAAUCUCAGGAUUCAUGGAAAGCUAUUGUUAUAGAUGAAUUCCAAGAUACUAGUGCCAUGCAAUACAAGUUUCUAAAGAUACUUGCAUCUCAUCAUAAAAUAACAAUUGUUGGUGAUGACGAUCAGUCUAUUUACAGUUUCAACGGAGCUGACAUUUCUGGAUUUACAUCAUUUCGAAAUGAUUUUCCAAAUUACAAAGAGAUUAGGCUUAACAAAAACUAUCGAUCCACACGUUGCAUUGUUGAGGCUGCAUCUUGUCUUAUUCAAAACAAUUCCAAGCGAAGUCAGCUGAAGAAUGUUCUUACCGAUAACUCUUCUGGUUCUAAGAUAGUUAUGAAGGAGUGUCACAAUGAGGAUUCACAAUGCGCAUUUGUUGUUGACAAAAUCUUAGAAAUGUCAUCAGAUCAUUCAACUGAUAACUGUUGUUUUGGCAACAUUGCAAUUCUCUACCGUAGGCAGGUAUCAGGGAAAGCCUUCCAAAUGGCUUUCCGUGAUAGGAAAAUUCCAUUUAACAUUCACGGUGUGGCUUUUUACAGAAAAAAGGUAGUCAGAACUAUCAUCGCCAUGCUUCGAACGACACUGCCUGGUUGUGAUGAUGGGUCAUAUAGUCGAGUAUUCAAGGCUUUAUUGCCGUUGGAGAAAGAUAAAAAAAAGAGGAUAAUUGACCAUAUCAACAAAAUAUCAACAAUUAGAAAAUGUAGUUUCUUGUCGGCUGCUUCUGACAUAUUUAGUGCAAAGAUUUCUGGUACCUUUAAAAGAAGUGAGCUUACUCAUGGAAGGAAGGUUUUAACGACUCUAGAGAUGAUAUCAAAACUUACCCAGAGGGAAAAAUCAAUCUCAGCUAUCAUAACUUCUGUGGCAAACAUGAUACCCGAGAAAUACCUUCUUGAGCAACGGGCAAUCACUGAUGUUGAUGGAGGCACAUUCCUCAAUGAAGACUAUGACAUGAGAUCUGUUCUUCAAUACCUAUUGGACGAUGUGUCUGAGUUUCUAUCCACUAAAUUAGUUGAGGUAGAAGGGGAAAGGGAAAUAUCAGAAGAUAAGGGCUGCACUUUUGUUUUAAAAGCAUUCAUUGAUUAUUUAUUUGAACGUGAGAGAGAAAAUUGUCGUGCUCGAAGGAGGGACAAUGAAAACUCUGUGACAUUGACUACCAUUCAUCAGGCAAAAGGUUUAGAGUGGGAUGUUGUCUUCAUAGUUAAGGCAAAUGACUCUGAGAUCCCGCUGUUACACAAUUUCAAGGGUACUGUAAAGGACACUGCAGCCUUGGUUGAGGAAGAAAGACGCUUGCUGUAUGUUGCAAUGACUCGUGCUCGGCAGAAGCUUUUUAUGCUUUACGUAUUGAUGGACUCAAACUGGCAGAUACUUCAACCGUCAAGAUUUCUGAAAGAAAUCCCCCGUAGUCUUAUAGAAGUCCAGGGUGAAACAAAUUUACAAGAACUACAGAUAAAGCACGAAGCUUUUCAAAAGGAAUCUACCCCUUGUACCACUGACUUGUUGAUAAAAGAGAGACCAACUGAAGCAGAUGUGGUCCCUAUGCCUCCUGUACUUGAUAAUCAUUCCAGUGAGAUUUCCAAUGAGCUUGCACAAUUUGAUGAGGCAAACAGUGGAAAUGAUUUCUUAAGAAGAUUUAGUGUUGAGGACAGAUCUAUUGUUUCCCAUUUAUUCCAUCAAUGGGCCAAAAAAAAAGCAUUUCAAGAUCCAAAGAGAUUGCUUGACAAGGUUAGUUUUGUAAUUGAUGAACGCCUGAGACAGAAGAGAAACAAAAACAAGGACUUAUUGAAUACAUUAAAACCUUGCUUAAGCUGUGACGAAGCAUUUCAGUAUGCUCAAUAUGUUUUGAGAUGGGAGCAGAUUCCUGCUGAUAAGCGAGCUCAUCUUAUGCGAGAAAAACAGGAACAUUUUCUGAAAUUAAAGAUUGAGAAUGCAAUGGGUUCUGCAACACCGACUGUCAAGCAGAUCUCAUAUUUGAAAAAACUGGGUUGCACCGUGACCCCUACAUCCCGCCUUCACGCGUCUCAUCUUAUUGAGCAGUACAAAUCACUGUAAGAAUCCACAAGUACGAAACCUUCCUUACUGAAAACUUUAAUGUAAGAUUAUAUCGCAGACUAAGCUGGUUUGCAAGCUUGCUAACAAAUUUUGUUAACUAAACUGAUGGACCUUUGUGAAUUCCAACCAUCUACUAAAUUUUUGCCUUUGUUAUGGAACAGUUAUUUUAUGUUAUGACAUUUAUGUUAAAUUCUAAAUUCGUUCGUAAGAGGUUCAUUUGUUU
This is a messenger RNA of Vigna radiata var. radiata (mung bean), 3730 nucleotides long. RefSeq names its product ATP-dependent DNA helicase SRS2-like protein At4g25120. The transcript is spliced from 29 exons. Gene Ontology annotation, biological process: recombinational repair. Gene Ontology annotation, molecular function: ATP binding; hydrolase activity; 3'-5' DNA helicase activity. The record is from RefSeq and is a predicted model, not a curated record. Lineage: Eukaryota; Viridiplantae; Streptophyta; Magnoliopsida; Fabales; Fabaceae. Bases 121 to 3507 code for a protein of 1128 amino acids. Gene Ontology annotation, cellular component: nucleus.